CGGAAAAUGAGUGGUUAUGAUAAUUUGUCAUUAGACGGUUUACAAGAUGAAUGUCAGGAACGUCAAAUAGAAUUUAGUUCAAAAGACGGUGUGAAAACUCUGUCUUCAAAAUUAAGAACAAAUGAUAAGUUGUCAGAUGUAGUUGAUAAGUCUGGGGAAGUGCAGAAAGAGGGUAAAAACAUCGAAAUGGGGACUGACAGAGAGGUUUUGGAGCAAUCUAAAUUACGUUCUAAAACAAUAAGUGCCCAAAGUGAUAUUUCAACAUUAGCCAUGACUAUGGCGUGA
This is a messenger RNA of Paramuricea clavata, 285 nucleotides long. The record is from the annotation of a GenBank genome assembly. Lineage: Eukaryota; Metazoa; Cnidaria; Anthozoa; Malacalcyonacea; Plexauridae.